GCUGAAUAUCGGCUUGAUACAUGAACUUGGUGCUUGUCGCCAUCAACCUACGGUUUAUACCACUCACCCUUCCGACAGGGACAGUAGAGACACUGUAAAGGUCUCGUAACCGCCAAGAUGGUGAACAUUACGGAAAAGAUCAAGGAGAUUGAGGAUGAGAUGAGGAAGACUCAAAGUUUGUACAUACCACAAUAUCACUUGGGUCUCUUGAAGGGUAAACUCGCCCGUCUCCGCGCACAACUCCUCGAACCCGGCCCGGGCGCCGGCGGUGGUGGUGGCUCCGGUUUCGACGUCAGCAAGUCCGGCGACGCCAGAAUAGCCCUCGUCGGCUUCCCCUCCGUCGGUAAAUCGACCUUCCUCUCCAAAGUCACUAAGACCAAAUCCGAAGUGGCCUCCUAUGCCUUCACAACCCUCACCGCCAUCCCCGGCGUCCUCGAGUACGGCGGUGCCGAGAUCCAACUCCUCGAUCUACCCGGUAUCAUCGAAGGUGCCUCCGAAGGCAAAGGCCGCGGCCGCCAAGUCAUCUCCGCCGCCAAAACCAGUGAUCUCAUCCUCAUGGUCCUCGACGCCACCAAGAGAGCCGAACAGCGCGCCCUUCUCGAAGCAGAGCUGGAAGCCGUAGGCAUCAGACUCAACCGUGAACCUCCUAACAUCUACCUCAAACCCAAAAAAGCCGGCGGCAUGAAAAUCACCUUCCAAUCCCCCCCCAAAGGAAUCGACGAAAAAAUGAUCAUGAACAUCCUCCGCGACUACAAGAUCCUCAACUGCGAAGUCCUCAUCCGAGACGAGAACUGUACCGUCGACGACCUCAUCGACGUCAUCAUGGCCAACCACCGCAAGUACAUCAAGUGCCUCUACGUCUACAACAAGAUCGACUCCGUCUCCCUCGACUUCCUCGACAAGCUCGCCCGGGAGCCCCACACGGUUGUCAUGUCUUGCGAGCUGGACCUCGGCAUCCAGGAUGUGAUUGACCGGUGCUGGAAGGAGCUGAACCUGGUCAGGAUUUACACCAAGAGGAAGGGGAACGACCCCGACUUUAGCGAGGCGUUGAUUGUGAGGAGUAAUAGCACCAUCGAGGAUGUGUGUGACAGGAUUCAUAGGACGCUGAAGGAUACGUUCAAGUAUGCGCUCGUUUGGGGCGCCAGCGCGAGGCAUAUACCGCAGAGGGUGGGGUUGAGUCAUCCGGUUUGCGAUGAGGAUGUGGUAUAUAUUGUCAGUGGGUGGAAGGCUUAG
Podospora pseudopauciseta is the source of this 1233-nucleotide messenger RNA. RefSeq names its product Ribosome-interacting GTPase 2 (gene RBG2). Gene Ontology annotation, biological process: cytoplasmic translation. Gene Ontology annotation, cellular component: cytoplasm. The coding region runs from base 118 to 1233 and encodes 371 amino acids. The record is from RefSeq and is a predicted model, not a curated record. NCBI's taxonomy places the organism in Eukaryota, Fungi, Ascomycota, Sordariomycetes, Sordariales, Podosporaceae. Gene Ontology annotation, molecular function: GTPase activity; GTP binding. The transcript has 5 exons.